Molecule: messenger RNA, 1507 nt
Organism: Nematolebias whitei (Rio pearlfish)
Lineage: Eukaryota; Metazoa; Chordata; Actinopteri; Cyprinodontiformes; Rivulidae
Product: arrestin domain-containing protein 3
Exons: 6
Coding region: 19-1113 (364 amino acids)
Biological process (GO): protein transport
Cellular component (GO): plasma membrane; cytoplasm
Source: RefSeq, a predicted model, not a curated record
CUCGUUGCUCUGCCGAACAUGACAAUCAAGAACUUUCAAAUUGAAUACGACGCCAUCAACAUCAGGAAUACGUUUACAAAUGGAGAUACCAUAAAUGGAAGGAUCAUCUUGGAAGUCGACAGGGAAACGAGGAUCCGAUCACUUGCUUUUAAGGCCAAAGCAAAAGCUAGUGCUUGCUGGACUCAACAUUAUCACGACCAAAGUGAUGUUUGGUUUUCAGACGAGAAAUAUUACAGUAUCAAACAAUAUAUCCUGAAAGAAGCAAGAGAACGUGGUAGUGACAUCGUUGAAAAAGGACAACAUGUGUUUCCUUUCAGCUUCAAGAUACCCAACGGAAAAAUACCAUCAUCUUUCUGGUCAAUCUACGGCAGAAUUAUUCAUAAACUGAAGGCAGAGCUUAAACAGCCUAUGAUGGUGCCAAGAAAAGCUAAAAUUCAUUUCAUCUUUGUGUCCGAAGCAGACAUGAGUAUCCCAGGACUCCUGAUCCCUCAACAUAUGCACAAGGAUAAAAGCAUUGCUUUUAGUCCGGGAAAUGUUACAAUGGAUGUUUAUACUAAGAAGAAGGGAUACAGACCUGGUGAGGACGUGAGAGUCACAGUUAAAGUCAAUAACUGCUCGAGACGCUCAGUCCAGCCCAACUUUGCGCUGUAUGAAAAGAAGACGUUCUUCGGAGCAAAUCGGAGCAAAGUUGAAACCCGUGAGAUACUAAGGGCAAAAGCUGAAGCUGUGGAUUCCUGCUCUGGCAAGAAAACGGUGACAAAGGUCAUCACCAUCCCUAAAGAGCUUCCUCCGUCCAUUUUGAAUUGCACCCUCGUCAAGCUUGAGUACAAGCUGAAGAUCUACCUAAAUAUCACAUGUGCAUCAAACCCAGAGGUUAAAUUGCCUAUUAUCCUCCUGCCUGAUGAGUCAGCUGUAUUUCUACCACCGUCCUAUGACAGCUUUGGAUUUGAAGCGUUUGGAAACCAACACCAGAUAUCCCAGCACACCACACCACAAGCUGCCAACCCUCCACCAUCCUAUGAAGUAUUUGAAAUGUACCCCCUCUUUCCAUCUACAGAAAAUCAGUCUGAGAUCUACGGAAUAUCAGAAUAUCGAUCCUCUAACAUCCUAUGAAGUAUGUGCAACGUAACCUCCUUUCCUGCUACAGCUCAUCAGACUGUAAUUUAAAUAUCUGCUGUAAAGAACGCCGUUAAAUGAGCGUGGCACUUGUUUACCAGCUCAGUUUUAUUUGGCAGAGUAUUCGUAGUGGGCAAAAGUUAUUGUCUCCAUUAAUGCAUUGGUAAAAUCUUAAAACGUGUUGAAAGGGCCAAACCAGAUCUGGUAGAGAUACCACGUUAAUAAGAAACCAGACUAAGCACGUCAACUCUGAGAGGAAAAAUAAAAGACCAUAAACCAAAGGAUUAAGACCCCUUGGGAAUAGUGAUUUCAAGCCCAUGAGGAUAAAUAAUCAUUAUUUGUUUUCUUAACCAUGUCACUAGAGUUGCACCUGAUUAAAAAAAAAAAAAAA